Messenger RNA from Mercurialis annua (annual mercury), 1053 nucleotides. Its product is annotated as endo-1,3;1,4-beta-D-glucanase-like. The record is from RefSeq and is a predicted model, not a curated record. NCBI's taxonomy places the organism in Eukaryota, Viridiplantae, Streptophyta, Magnoliopsida, Malpighiales, Euphorbiaceae. The transcript is spliced from 7 exons. Gene Ontology annotation, molecular function: hydrolase activity. Bases 52 to 771 code for a protein of 239 amino acids.
UGAAGCAAUCUACUUUAGUUCUUGAGCUCAGCAAAAAUUCAGAAAUAGAAAAUGUCAGGACCUCAAUGCUGUGAUAACCCACCAACACUUAACCCAGCUAGCGGCUCCGGUCACGUUGAGAAACUGGGUGGACUCGAUUCCUACGUCACUGGCCCUUCUUACUCCAACCGCGCCAUUCUUCUCGUCUCUGAUGUUUAUGGAUAUGAAGCUCCAAACUUGAGGAAGCUUGCAGAUAAGGUUGCUGCUGAAGGAUUCUAUGUUGUAGUUCCUGACUUCAUACAUGGAGAUCCUUAUGCCCCUGAUAAUAAAGAGAGACCCAUACAAGUUUGGAUAAAGGAUCAUGGAACGGAUAAGGGUUUUGAAGAGGCGAAAUCAGUGGUGGAAGCGCUAAAGGGUAAAGGUGUAUCUGCAAUUGGAGCUGCAGGCUUCUGUUGGGGCGCUAAGGUGGUGGUUCAACUAGCAAAAUCUGGGUUCAUCCAAGCUGCUGUCAUCUUGCAUCCUUCAUUUGUCACUGUAGAUGAUAUUAAAGCGGUUGAAGUUCCAUUUGCAAUAUUGGGAGCUGAGGUUGACCAACUUUCCCCACCAACCCUCGUGAAACAGUUUGAAGAGGUCCUAAACACUAAACCUGAGAUCGAACACCAUGUCAAGAUAUUUCCCAAGGUGGUCCAUGGGUGGACAGUGAGGUACAAUGUUGAAGAUGAAAAUGCAGUGAAAUGCGCAAACGAGGCCCACGCGGACAUGAUUGAGUGGUUCACCAAGCAUGUCAAGUAAAGUGAAGAACUUGUUUGAUGACAAAAGCUUAUGCAAAUCUAGAAUAUAUACUCUACGUAUGGUGUCUACGAGACACCAUACUACGACUGCAUUACUAUACCGAGUCCUCUACCUUGAAGUAGGAAUUUAUGGUUGUUAUGGCUAUGAAUAGGUGGUAUGGUGUAAACCAUACAGAUUUACAUAAGAUAAAAGUAUGUGGGUAGUUUGUGCCCUUGAGCACAAAACAAAGGUUGAUUAUUGUGGAUGGCUUGGUUAAAUAAGUAAUCUUUUAUUAUGUUCUCA